Staurois parvus is the source of this 352-nucleotide messenger RNA. Lineage: Eukaryota; Metazoa; Chordata; Amphibia; Anura; Ranidae. The record is from the annotation of a GenBank genome assembly.
CUAGGCAUGCAGACUGCUUCUACAAACAUUCGUGAAAGAAUGGGUCGCUCUCAGGAGCUCAGUGAAUUCAAGCAUGGUACUGUGAUAGGUUGCCAUCUGUGUAAUAAGUCCAUCCGUGUCAUUUUCUUGCUAUUAAAUAUUCCACGGUCAACUGUUAGUGGUAUUAUAACAAUGUGGAAGCAACUUGGAACAACAGCAGGCCACCACACCGCCACUGGAGUCUAGAGCAGUGGAGACAUUUUUUUCUGGAAUGACCAAUCACACUUCUCUGUCUGGCAAUCUUAUGGACGUGUCCGGAUUUGGCGGUUGCCAGGAGAACGGUAUUUGCCUGACUGCAUUGUGCCAAGUGUAA